Molecule: messenger RNA, 612 nt
Organism: Melitaea cinxia (Glanville fritillary)
Lineage: Eukaryota; Metazoa; Arthropoda; Insecta; Lepidoptera; Nymphalidae
Gene: CPR23
Product: endocuticle structural glycoprotein ABD-5-like
Exons: 3
Coding region: 91-396 (101 amino acids)
Cellular component (GO): chitin-based extracellular matrix
Molecular function (GO): structural constituent of chitin-based larval cuticle
Source: RefSeq, a predicted model, not a curated record
AAAUGCUGCACCUCUGAAUGCAUAUAAAAUGAACGAUCAUACAAUAGUCAGUCAUUCGUUAGUUUGUGCUCACGAAGAAUACUUAACAACAUGCUUAAAUACGUAACAAUUCUGUGCGUGCUCGCUGCGCUUAGCGCUGGAGCUCCUCAACAGGACGUACAAAUCCUGAGAUUCGACAGCGACGUACAACCGGACGGAUACAGCUUUGCGUACGAGACCAGCGAUGGUACUUCAAGACAAGAAGAAGGAAAACUAGACAACCCACAAUCCGAAAACGCAGCCCUCACUGUGAACGGUCAAUACUCCUACGUCGCUCCCGACGGAAAGAAAUACUCUGUCAUAUUCACCGCCGGUCCUAAUGGCUUCCAACCCAAAACCUCCCUGGGACAAAAGUAAACCAAUCAAAUAAAAAUCUGGUAAAACUUAUGACCGUGUAAAUAAUAAUCUUGGUCGGUACCAGAGAAACGCGUAACUUAAUAACAGAAUUAUCGAUCUCAUCAAUAUGCUUAAUGCACAGACAGGAAUGAGAAUCACUGUAUCUUACUUGUGCCAUAGGAUACAUUUUGUAUGUUUUACAUUUUUAUAAUAUAAAUAAUAAAUAAUUGAGGAACA